Pseudophryne corroboree (corroboree frog) is the source of this 6167-nucleotide messenger RNA. It is a transcript of the gene EFCAB5, whose product is annotated as EF-hand calcium binding domain 5. The transcript is spliced from 21 exons. The record is from RefSeq and is a predicted model, not a curated record. Gene Ontology annotation, molecular function: calcium ion binding. NCBI's taxonomy places the organism in Eukaryota, Metazoa, Chordata, Amphibia, Anura, Myobatrachidae. Bases 176 to 3700 code for a protein of 1174 amino acids.
AUGGCAGCUACUUCCUGGCUCAUCACCUGGCAACCAGACAAAGCUAAACACUGAGAGGACAUCUGCACAGCACAAGGGAGAGACUCAUAACACAGACCAUACAAUCACUUACACUUCUGAGCUGCGGGUAGAUAACUAACAUUAAAGGUGCACUCUUUUGUUUCCUUAGAUAACCAUGGACUCAGAGGCUGAGUGCUAUGGCCAGACCUCCAUCACAAAUCCUGCUUCAGAUUCUCAGACGAUUACCGACCACCUGCGUCAAGUGACAAGCGUCAGUUGUUGCCAAUCCAUACAUACAGAUGGUGACUAUAAAAGAAUAUUUUCAGAGAAAAUGCAACAGAGAGGAUUAAAACUGCAACAAGAAAUCUCGCAGAAAAUAAAAAUGCAAAGAGAGCAGAAGGAGAAAGUUCGAGAGGCAUCUUCAGAUUAUGCAAUGGCAAGGGAAUGGUUCAGCCAAGAUAAAUCAUCUGUGGACCCCAGAGUCUAUCUUCUUGACAGGUUAUUACCCACAGUGGUGCAGGGGGUCGAUACUCUGCUUAUGGAAGUCGAAAAGAAAAAGGUCCUUGAAGAUGAUUCAGUGAUGUUUGACCCAGUUACUUUUCUUGGAGAGUACCUCAUGAGACAUAACUCUGAGAUCUCUGCUGGUUCUGAGAAGUCUGCCUAUGUUUAUGGCUUAGAACAGGUAGUUGCGGAUCUGAAAAAUAAUGUGUUUGACUUAGAGUUCAACAGGCUAGGCCAACUGCAAGCACAAAUGAAAGAAGCCCAAGAGAACAGGGUUCAAGUGGAAAGCAUCCAGAGCCAGAUUAUGCAGAAGAGAAAGGAAGCCUUGUCCUUACAAUUCCAGGAUUGGACAUUGGAUGUUAGUGGCAGGAUCCCUCUUGCCCUGGUACAAAGUGCACUAAAAUCGUUUUUUGAAGUAAUUUCGGAACUCCCAUUACAAGCCAAAACAGUGAGCAAUACCGAACUGGAGACAGUCAAUUCUCUGGAACAGAAGCUGAAUGGAGAAGAGUUUAUAGAGUAUGUGCAUCCAGUUAUCAGUCACAUCAACACAGACUUGUUCCAGCAGUUUCUGCAGCACAUGGCACAGUGCGCUGACACGUUCCGGGAGACAGUCAUACAUGAUAUUUGGAGACAAAAGUUUUCAGAGCUCUUUCUUGCCUGUGAUUGGGGAAAGGUUGGCUUCCUAGACAGGCAAAGGGUUCUUGCUCUCUUGGAAAUGUUCUAUGAUGGUAUAACCUCUGAAGCGGAGGCGUGGCAGCCACGAAACCCUCGGCAAUGGCCAGUAAUUGAACUGGGUGAAAUGGAACCAACUGACUUCUGGGCUGAUUUCCAAGAAGAGGUUAAACCAUUGGACGAUAAUGGAAACCAGCCUAAAACUACAAUAUCAACUAUACCCAGCGGGUCUCUUCCUGAAGUAGAUGAUCACAAAGACACAAUGUCUAUGGAGGAUCCAGGUUUUACAGGUAUAACACACACAGCUGAGGAUGGACACGCCCCACAGGCUGAAGACAGCAGCAGCACCUCACACUUUAUGGAGGGCCAACCCUGGUCAGGUGAUCUACUGACUUCAGAUCUGGCUAUUAGGUACAGUUCCUAUGGGGAUAGAAGUCAGGAUGAGUGCUGUGACGCAUCCUCUAAAUUCACAGAUUUACGCACUAUCAUCUCGGAUAUCAAUAGCCGUGGUCCAUCACUCAUUCCCAGUGCUUUCAAUGGCAGUGCUCUCAACUUGCCCCAGUUUGUACAGCUGAUGGAGACAUUUGUGGGAGAGAGAGCCCCGCUUGCAGCCGUGGAGAAGCUUACCUCCUAUAUACAGAAGGAAUAUGUAGAGACGGAAGAGGAGAAAUUAGCAUUGCUAGCUAAAGUACGUCGGGGCACACUUAUUGCACAGCAGAAGCUUAUCCUCCAAGCUCUCUUUGAGAAAUGGGACAAUGAUGGGUCUGGAUUCCUGUUGCUGGAAGAGGUAGAAGCAGUCCUUGCAAAAUUCAAGGAGGGGAUGGAAGCUGAGGUCAUGAUUAAAGGAAGAGAGACUCUAACAUCUUCACAAUCUCAGCGAGGGUCAAGGAAGCUCUCAGUGUGUGAGUUCAGUAGCUAUAUCUUGGGUGUGAUCCGAGAGCUGCCAGGACUAGAAAAAGAGGUGUUUGAAAAUUUGGUGGAAUUUUUGACUUCCAGUGUAGAGCGUACACAGGCGGAAAAGCUGCGAGGAUCUUCCCGAAGGAAGUGGCUUCAACAAAUUCAGACAGUUGCUGAAACUAGUGGAGGAAGCCUUGAGUCUGUCUACAAAUCUUUGUUCCAAGUGCUUUACAAGGAUGCAGAGGCUCAUGGAAAUAACAAAAAGAUCAGUGCCAACAUUGCCCUUCUGGAGCAGAGUUCAGAAGGAGAACGGUGGACAGAGGUUCUACGUUAUGUUGCGUGUACUUCAGAGGAUGCCAUAUAUUUACUAAACAAGACACUGAACAGAGACAUGAAGGGUGUGAGCUUUGCAGCAGUGGACACUGGGGCCCCACAACAUGUUCCUCGAGUUCAGUAUCACGGAAACAUUCAGUUCUGGAAUACAGAGCGCCCUGAAGGCGACAGGAAAGGAUCCCUCAUUGUGCUGCCACUGAUAGAUGUGAACCAGCAGAUCUUUGGUACCCUCAGCAUUGACACUAUGAGAGAACCUCGUGACAGGAAUAUUUUCCUUGCUCAUGAGAUCAACUUUUACCAGGGGGUCACAAAUAUCUUUAGUUCCGCAUAUCACCAUGUCCAGAGGCAGAGACAUAUUGUACAGUUGGUGAGCAGUGCACUUGCCUGGAUCUACAGCCGUGCUCCCAACAUCCGGAUUAUCAACACCUACCUAAUGGAGCCCUGUGCAGACAAGGCGCAGGGAUAUGUCUUCCGGAACAUGAUGCACACAGAUAAUAACACAGGCGUGUGUGAUAUCUACAGCUCUCCGGCCACACUGCACCGUCGGGAUAAUCUGUUCAGGGAUUAUCUCUUUAAGUGUGCAGACAGCUCAGAGGUUAUUACUACUGAGGCCUAUGGAGAGCACCAUAUUGCGGUACCAAUCCGAGACCCAACAGGGAGAACUCUUGGAGUGUUGGACCUGAACACCGGUCACUGCAGAGAGUUACCAGCCCACGAGUAUCAGGAUUUACAGAAAAUGCUACAGAUGUUACAAGAAGCCUGUUAUGAGAUUCUGGAGGAACAACUAAUACGGGACAUGCCAAGAAAAGCUGUCUUAGAGGCAGAACAAGUGUCCAGGCAGAGGAACGUGGGAGUCCUAUUUCAUCGCUUCAUGCUGCAGGAUCUGAGGCAGUGUGUCAGCAAGCUGGACCACCAGUCCUUUGCUGAACUGAAGAGCUAUAAGGAGCCCCCUGUAAUGGUACAUAGUAUCCUCAAGGCUGUGCUGCUUUUCUUUUGCCCAGCCUGGGAUGAAUCAGAGGAGAUUCACAGCUGGAAUCAAUGCAAACUGAAACUAAAUAGUGAUUUGAUUCGGAAGAUAUUAUACUUUGACCCCACAGCCCAGUCUGUACAGAUCAACCCGGAGAUCCUGGCUAAGUAUGUUAAAGGUAUUCCCAGAGGCGCAGUCUGGAAACAUGGCUCUAUCCCAGCAGAACACCUCUAUAACUGGGCUUUCACCUGUCUCUCACUUAUGGAGCUUUCUCAGAAAAUGCAGAAGACACACUCCCCGUCCCUGGUCUCACUUCCACCACCCAGCUAACAUAUGAAUAAAAAUAACACAGUGCCUGCGCUACCUGCUUUGUAUGUUUAAUAGUAACUUGUUGCUUGCAUACUCCCAGCGGUAUCCUGUUAGCCGUGGUAAAUAACGCUGACAGGGCUACCCUUUUAGCCCCAAUGCUGUUAUUUAUUGGGGAUUUGGUUUUACCUGCCUCAGGCAGGCGGAACCAAAUCCCCGAUGAGAAUAUUUUUUCCGCAAUAGCUACCCCGUGGACCCUAUGUGUUUUUGCGCAAAUAGGGCUGAUUUGCUGAACAAAAAAAGUGGAGUAAUAAUUGAAUACCCCAAAGUGACCAUCGGGCUUUUAUCGCGAUAAAAGCCUGUUUUGUUUUAAUUUGGCAAAUUACCGCAGCUAAUAGGAUACCCCCGUUGUGUGUUAAUGGUUAUUCUGUUCCACUACAAGACUGUCGGUGUAGGUUCUUCUCCACUCCAUGACCAGACCAAAUGUUCACAUUUAAUAGAGACAUGUUAAUUUCUUUGCAUUAGCAAAUGAAUGUUCCAUUGUUUUGUUGUUUUUUUAUGGAACAAAUUUAAACAUAAACAUAUGUAUUUUAUGGGGUUUAUAUAGAAACAAAAUAGCUAAAAUAAGAAAACAAUACUUUCCCACUAUUCAUCUUAUAGCUCUGUUCUCGAGUUGUAAGGUGUACAGGUGUACAUUUUAGUCUCCCGUGUGAUAUCCCACAACUGGGGAAAAGUGUGGAGGAUCAGUGUUCAGGAAGUAAAAUGGUGGUGUUUGGCCUAAAAUGGUGGGGUUAGGGCAAACUGCUAUCCCUGUAAAUUAGAUCUAAUCUGAACAUCCUGUACAUUGUUAUAGGAGCCCCUGAGGAUCGCACCAGAGUGCAAUAAAACUAUCUUAUAUCUACAGUGUUUACAGUAUGCUCCAUUUACCAUAUCUAGCAAUGCACUGCAAGGCAAUCUGUGAUGACACACUGGGGUUACUGAUAGAGGAACAGACAAUGUAGGUGACUGGAGGAAACUGUUUGGUCAUUGGUUGCUCUAUUGUCAAACACCACAUACUGUAGGAGCAAACACCACAUAGUAGCAAACACCACAUACUGUAGGAGCAAACACCACAUACUGUAGGAGCAAACACCACAUACUGUAGGAUCAAACACCACAUACUGUAGGAACAGACACCACAUACUGUCGCGGCAAACACCACAUACUGUAGGAGCAAAUACCACAUAGGAGCAAACACCACAUACUGUAGGAUCAAACACCACAUACUGUAGGAUCAAACACCACAUACUGUAGGCGCAAAUACCACAUAGGAGUAAACACCACAUACUGUAGGAGCAAAUACCACAUAGGAUCAAACACCACAUACUGUAGGAUCAAACACCACAUACUGUAGGAUCAAACACCACAUACUGUAGGAGCAAAUACCACAUAGGCGUAAACACCGCAUGGGAGCAAACACCACAUACUGUAGGAGCAAACACCACAUACUGUAGGAUCAAACACCACAUAGGAGCAAACACCACAUACUGUAGGAGCAAAUACCACAUACUAUAGGAGAAAAUACCACAUAGGAGUAAACACCGCAUGGGAGCAAACACCACAUACUGUAGGAGCAAACACCACAUACUGUAGGAUCAAACACCACAUAGGAGCAAACACCACAUACUGUAGGCUUAAACACCACAUACUGUAGGAGCAAAUACCACAUAGGAGCAAACACCACUUACUGUAGGAGUAAACACCACAUACUGUAGGAGCAAAUACCACAUACUGUAGGAGCCAAUACCACAUACUGUAGGAACCAAUACCACAUACUGUAGGAACCAAUACCACAUAGGAGCAAACACCACAUACUGUAGACGCAAACACUACAUAGGAGCACAUUCUGUAGGAGCAAACACUACAUAGGAGAAAACACCACAUUGGAGAAUUUGGGCAGAACAUCUGUAAUACACAUUUGACAACCUGACCUGUUGUAGUGCCCUGUUCCAUCUUACCCCUACACAUAUGCUUUGGGUGACAAUGUAGAAAAUUAACCUCUAGCCUAGUGCUGGGAUCUAUGAUUUAUGUUUUAGCUGUUUGUUACAUCUGAUAAAGGUUGGGAACAGAUUUGUUUCACUGAGAUAACAGGGCAAGCUUCUACUGUAUACUGCAAUUUAGUAAUAGCAAAGGAAUUCGGAGUAGUUAAUAAGUACCAGAUUACACUUAAGACGUGUUUAAACUGUCAUAUACAAUGCUGUAUAAAAAGUAAAACCCCAAACACAAGCGCUACUGUACGUUUAAAAAUAUGUUUCUACUAUCUGUUGCUCUAUAUUGUAAAUAUACUCUGUUCUGUCAUGCACUAUAUUGGUCUCCAGGCUCCCUGUUUCAGCAGCUCUGCAGCGAAGCAGUUAAGGUGUUCUGUAUUGAGAGUGACAGAAAGAUUCCAUCUCUGUAAUAACAUAUUCCAAGCAAGAACAUCUUUUUAAUAAAACCAAAAUUUGGGAAAUUA